AGCUGGAUGCGGGGGAGCGAGGCUGGAACGAGCCUCGGCUGCGCCUGUGGGCAGAGCCGCGAGCAGGGAAAGCUGGGAACAGACCAGAGGCAUUUCACGCUCCCGGCUGAGUCACCCCGUGUAUAAAACCAAGGCCUGGCAGGCAGAGCCACGCAGAGUGGAGGCACGAGGCGCCGGGGCUUCGGGACAGAACCCAAACAGAUCUUGCAAGUUUAUUGCAAGCCACAUAGGAGAAGGAUGUUUCCACCCUUGCUCAUCCUCUCUCUGUUGGUGGGGAACACUGUGUCCAGCCCAGUGAGCAGAGCAGAGCCUGCAGCAUCCAGGGACAUCACCACCUUUUUCCAGCUGGCUCACGAAGACCCUUGGGAGAAUGUUAAUCUCACCAGCAUGCCCUGUGAGGAUCGCAAGAACAAGACUUGGAUCACCCUGCAGCUGACCAGCAGCAGCCUCACAGCUUUCCCUGUCUGCCUUCCAGAGGCACUGGAAACCUUGGAUCUCAGCAACAACCUCAUAGAAGAGAUGAAUGGCACAGAGAUAGCAAACCUCCCGCGGCUGCGUGUCCUCUCCUUGCGGCAGAACCAGCUCUGGUCAGUUAGAUGGGGAUCUGAAGCCCUCAGCAGCCUCGUCUCCCUGGAUUUAAGCUUUAACAAGCUCUCAUCUGUGCCAUCAUGCCACAGUUCUGCCCUGCCGAACUUGAAGUGGUUGUCUCUGGCUGGAAAUCCACUGAUUGAAAUCCAGCCUCUGGCUUUUUCCUGUUAUCCUCAGCUACAGUUCCUGAACCUUUCUGCAACGCUGUUGGGGCAAGAUGACAGCAGAGGAAUUAGAGAGUCUGCUUUUGCCAUCAGCACAUCCCCCAGUGAGGCCACAAACAGGCCUGGAAACAUCAACGUGCUUGAUCUGAGCAGGACCUUUCUUGAGAAAAUUCAACCAGAGUGGACCAGAGACUUGCCCAACCUCAGAUCACUUCACCUGACAAAGAUGUCACGGUUAAGAAGCCUUGAUACUGACUUCUUCAAGUCCAUGCCUGCUCUCCAGGAGCUGAACUGUCAAGACUCCCACUUGCUUGCUUUCGUGCAGACAGAGAUGUUUGACGGCGCUCCUCAUCUGAGCCAGCUCUCGUUUGAGAACUGUAACCUGAGUUCCUUUAAUCCUUGGAAUACCAAUUCCUCGGAUAACAUCAUCAUCAACUUGUACGGAAAUCCUCUGAUAUGCGACUGCCAGCUCUCCUGGCUGCUCUCCAAGCCCAAGAAAGUUGUGCUGCAAAAGGCUUGGGAGACCUUUUGCUACACAUCCCAGGAAGACAGGGGCAGACCUUCAACAUCUUUGUCACUGCUAGAACUCUACAACAAAUGCCAGUCUGACAGAAACGUUACACUGCCCAAUUCAAACACACCCUCUGUGGAACAUGAUGCUUUCAGGCUCACCAGUUCAGAUGCUACUACAUUAGUAACAACAGAGCCUGCUCCACUAACCCAAGAUGCUUAUAUCAGCUCCCUAAUUCAGAUGAAUGUAAUGAGCACAACGGCAGCCAACCCAACUGAGCUGAUGCUCACAAAGGCCAACAGUUCCUCCCACAAGGAGGAGGCAGUUUCCGAAUCCACGAGCAUCCAUGAGAAGGAGGCAGUUACUGAAACCAUGACCACCCACAAGGAGGCAGUUUCCCAAUCCACAAGCACUCAUGAGGAGGAGGCAGUUUCCAAAUUCAUGAGCACCCACAAGGUGGAGGAAUCCAUCAGCACCCAUAAGGAGGAAGCAGUUUCUGAAUCCAUGAGCAAUUCUCCUUCCUUGGUGUCUGUCACCACCUCCCCGGGUUUUCUCAAGCUGUUCUAUAAUCAGUCUUCAGAUCAUGGCUCCAUGAAUCAAACUGAAACAGACCAGCUAAAGACAAAGCUCAGAACAACCACCUCGAUGUUUCCCCAGGAAGGCACAUCCAACCAGCCCACUACUGAUUAUUCUACUACAGCAAUGGGAAGCCCCAAUGCCACUGAUCUUCAGCCCUUUGCCCUUUAUGUUGAGGAAGGUACAGCACAAACAAGCCUCCCACAGCUGAACUCCACAAGGACCACUGCUCGCUCACAGCCUGCAUCCACCAGAUCACUGAUACACUAUGUAGAUGACUACGACUAUGAUGAACAGUCAACGCAAACCCCAGUGCAAGUGCCAUACACCUCCUGUGACUACAAUCCUUGCAGGCACCUUCAGAAGCCGUGCAGUGAACUUCAGAGAGAAUCCAGAUGUUUAUGCCCUGGCAUGUCGAGGGAGGAUGAGGUUCCAGAUGCACCGAGGCUCAAAGAGGUGUCUGAAGUCACAGACAGCUCUGCACAGAUACGCUGGUGUGCCCCAAAUUCAGUUGUUCACACCUAUGAGCUGAUUUUUCAUGCCCAAGACAACGAGGGCAGACAGCUUGUCCUGGACAAUAUUUAUUCCACAGCAAGGCAGCACACUCUGUAUAAUCUACAACCAUACACCACUUACCACAUUUGUGUGACUGCUUCCAACAAAGCAGGGUCAAGCCAGACAUCAGUGCAGGGAAUUGCAGGUAAUUCAUGCACUAGAUUUAAAACAAAGCCCAGCUACAAGUCUGUCUUUGCUGUUCUAUCUGCAGCAAGUGGACUCUUUCUCAUUUCCACAAUUAUUUUGUCUGUAUGCCUGUGUAAGGCAUGCAAAAAGCCUCAGAGUGAGCAGUAUGGUACACACUUAGUCUCUUAUAAGAACCCAGCAUUUGAUUAUCCGUUAAAACUACAAACCAGUAAUUAGCUCUGGGUCACUGUUCUGCGCAUUCCAAGCUCAUUGUCUCUUAUCACCUUGGUAUGUUUGCCUGAGACUCUCCAAACGUCCUUCAGCAAAACUAUGAAACAUCAGACUUCACAGCCCUUAUGUUUCUAAGGGACAGAAAACCACACAAAAACUAAUAAUGACAGUAUUCAAACAGAAGAAAGCCUUUGGACUUUUGGUCACGUGCUAAGCAGCAGCAAACCUGGAUACUCACCUUGAAGAGCUGUAUGAUCACUUACAAAUUCAUCAGCAUGUUUCACACAGUGAGAGGCUGCUUUGCCAGCUGUCUGCCUCCAGUCUCCCUCAUGGAUACAGUGCUGAGAGCCAGGUGCAUCUAGCUAAGAUAGAUUCUGCUUUUAUUCUUAUAAAUGAAGUUGGGCUUUCAGUUUCUUCUAAUGUUGAUAUAAAGGUAUUGCCCAAAAAGAGAGUAUUACUGGAAGGAGUGAGAGAAAGAUCUCCUUGAGCUGAGUGGCAAGGUGCUGUGCAAGUCUAACUCCAUUAAAUAACUCCAGCAACUGCUCAGCCCAGCUUCAGUUGAGGAGAGAGAAACAUGAAGAUUAACUGUAUAAAAGGACAGUUCAGGAUCCUUAGGACAGGGAUAAUUGUUUUGUUCUGACUUUGUAUGAUGUUUUCCGCAACUGAGGCUCCUGAGUGCUACCACACCAACUUACAGGCAGUGAGGAGUUUGCAGUACAGCAGUAGCCCACAGAAGGGAGAGGCCAUGUUAGUAUUUGAUUCAGAAUUGAUUUUAAGCAGGGAUGAUUGUUCAGUCCUAUCUACAGGUUUAGCAGGCUGACGAUUUACCUCCUACAGAGGCAAAGAGCCAAGUAAUGAAACAAUUUGAUGUGCAUGUUGCUGAGACUUGAAAACCUGAAAACCCAUCCACUCCCAGCAGUUAAACCAACAUUUUUCAAAUGUACUUUUGGGUCCUAACUUCUUCUAUAGAAAUCAUAAGAGAUGCUGAGAAUCCCAGUUCUUCAGCAGCUCUGAGCUUGCCAUUAACAUUCAAAGAUGUUUGUGCAAGGGGAGGUGUUUGUCCCAUCUAAUACUUUCUAUUUAGAGACCAACAGGUUUAUGUUCCAGUGGCUGUGUGUUUCAGUUGCUGUACACUGCUGUAUAGAGACAAGAUGUAAACUCUCCAGAUGUUAGAGUGCAGAAGGUGCUGUACAGUGUAAAAGAGGCUCUGUUCUGUUUAUUUGGGGUUUUUAACGUUUCCAGUAUUAAUGAAAAUAAAACCUACAGAGUUGAGCUCUGGUUCUUUGUUAAA
Messenger RNA from Melopsittacus undulatus (budgerigar), 4042 nucleotides. RefSeq names its product leucine rich repeat neuronal 4 (gene LRRN4). The transcript has 5 exons. Gene Ontology annotation, molecular function: voltage-gated potassium channel activity; transmembrane transporter binding; potassium channel activator activity. Gene Ontology annotation, cellular component: voltage-gated potassium channel complex. The record is from RefSeq and is a predicted model, not a curated record. Bases 238 to 2757 code for a protein of 839 amino acids. NCBI's taxonomy places the organism in Eukaryota, Metazoa, Chordata, Aves, Psittaciformes, Psittaculidae.